Molecule: messenger RNA, 1151 nt
Organism: Syzygium oleosum
Lineage: Eukaryota; Viridiplantae; Streptophyta; Magnoliopsida; Myrtales; Myrtaceae
Product: tubulin beta-1 chain-like
Exons: 1
Coding region: 183-866 (227 amino acids)
Biological process (GO): microtubule cytoskeleton organization; mitotic cell cycle
Cellular component (GO): microtubule; cytoplasm
Molecular function (GO): GTP binding; structural constituent of cytoskeleton
Source: RefSeq, a predicted model, not a curated record
UGGUUUGAUUCUUUUGCAAUGGCGUCUAUUAACGCUGAGAAGUUGUGUGGAUUCCUAUUUCACUGUGAUUGAGUCAUGAAUCUAGCUUCACUUUACUUUGUCACGAUCUUGGUUUUGUUUCGAUUCUCUUGCUCGUGCUUUGUUUUUGGAAGUGUGGUUGGAAGUUGAGCUCUGUUGAGUUGAUGAUUAAUGGGAGAACAACAUUGUGUAUCCAGUCUCGCAAGCAACAGAACAAUUUUCAGCUCAAUCAGUUUAUCUUCACUGAGGUUGAAUCUAUAGUUCUUUUGAUCGGAUUUACUUUGUCGCAAGCAAUGAAAAAGUCCUUAUUUUUAACUGUCCAUCUUGUUGCUGAGGUGAGAAGAAUGGAACAAAAUAUAUCUGAGUUUCUCACACAACAGAUGUGGGAUUCCAAGAACAUGAUGUGCGCUGCUGACCCAAGGCACGGUCGCUACCUUACUGCGUCGGCCAUGUUCAGGGGCAAGAUGAGUACCAAGGAGGUCGAUGAGCAAAUGAUAAAUGUGCAGAACAAGAACUCCUCCUACUUUGUGGAGUGGAUUCCGAAUAAUGUGAAGUCCAGCGUGUGCGACAUUCCUCCCAAGGGGCUUUCCAUGGCUUCCACAUUCAUUGGGAAUUCAACUUCCGUCCAGGAAAUGUUUAGGACGGUGAGCGAGCAGUUCACUGCCAUGUUCAGGAGAAAGGCUUUCUUGAACUGGUAUACCGGUGAAGGAAUGGACGAAAUGGAAUUCACCAAGGCGGAGAGCAACAUGUAUGAUCUCGUGUCUGAGUAUCAGCAAUAUCAAGAUGCAACUGCCGACGAGGAAGGUGAUUAUGAAGAUGAGGAGGAGGAAAUACCAGAUGACAUGUGAGAGUUAGCAGCGGAAGUGUAAUGGAUGCAUGAGUGUUCAUUAUUGCGUUAUUACGUGUUUGCCAUAGUAUCAACGGGCUAUUGGACCGGUAGGGAAAAGAAUUUGCCAAUAUCAUUUUGGAAUGUCUAGGGUCGGGUGGUGUUCGCGAUAUCCUUUUUCCUUGUUGUUGGUUCCAAAUGUGUUGUCCUUUUUCUCUCAUGCUACAGAUAACAACAUUUCAUGUGAAUCUAUCAUAUGUUCAUCUGCUAUCUCCAUUUUUUUCAUCUCCAUGGAAUUUUAGUGGUU